UUUUGGACAGGGAUAAAAAUAUUGGUGAAAUUUGACCUUAACAACAAAAUUUAGACAUAUGACGUCCUAAAUACCCACUCACUGGUUAAAAAAAAUCAUUGUAAUCAUUUUCCACUCAGCUGCAACAAAAAGAAUUAAGGCCAUGUUCAUGUAUACAUGUAUAUCAUCUAAUGCAGUUUAAAUUUUUCAUCCCUUUUCUAAGUAUCCAGCUAUGCAGUGUGUUUUUUUUUUAAUUUCAAUCUUAAAGAAUAGGUUAAUAAAACUAAAUGUAUAAAGAAAAAAUUCAGACACAAUAUAUACGAAAAAAGAUGAUUCAACAUUAUUGCACUACGUCAUUCAUUUGUUAAGUGUUUUAAUUCCCGCGCUCGCGCGGGUUUUCAUCUAGUGGUACAUAAUUUAAACGGUGGGGAAAUACUUCGACCUACAAAGGUAGUAAACACUUUUGUAAACAGUGAUAGGCUAUAAAUAACCAGCGGCUACUUUCGUUUUGUUGGACAUUAUAAAGGAAUACACAGAAGGGUGUAUCCACCGAUUACAGAGAAAUGGCUAGCGGUAACUUAGUGAUAAUAAGCAGUGAUGAAGAAGAUGAUGAUAGCCAAAGUUCUAGUGUAACAACAGGAAGUCAAAGCUCCACUAUAACAGCAGAAACACAACAGUACGCCAGGAGGGACAAUGAAAAGCCGAUAGUGUACAAACAUGAGAAAACAAAAGUACAAGAAACAAUAUAUAGAAUCGUCAUUAAAAAUGAACCAGAAGAUGUUCAUUACACCGAUGAAAAAGUUAUCAAUUGUAGAACAAAGAUCAAAUUCCUGUUGCUGAAAAGUUUUUCUGAUGGUUUAAAGGAUUCCAGACUGGUCAUCAAAAGCAAUGAAGAAUCCAAGACAAUCACGCUUCGUGGCCCAUCAAAAAUCGUCCUAGAAAGUAGUGCUUUGUUCUUGGAACGUUUGACCUCUGUUUGUGUUUCUUGGCAACCAAUUAGUGAACGUAAGUAUGCUAUCUUUCAACGACAGGGCUGCAUAGAAGAGUUUAAUACAAGAACAAAAGAUACAUAUAUGGACAGAACAUUCCAUUUAUAUCUUGAAGAAGUCGAAUUUUCGAUAGAUCAAAAGUUACAUUGUGCGGCAUUCUCCGACGAAGACGCCAAGAAAGCACUCCAGAAAGCUUUGGCCUUUUUCAAGAAGGAGGAAAUUCCGUUUUCGGACCAUCACAUGGAAUUAUUUUCUAGUAGGACAUGGAGCAACAUCACCCAUGGCCUCCAGGGUUCGCUGAUGGUUGCUAUAGAGAUCGUUCAUUCGCAAACGGUGGUGGAGGUAGAGGGACUCGAUAAACACGUGACAGUAGCCGCCAACAAAGUCAGAGAGGUGGUCAAUGACCACAAACCCUUUCUGAAGCAGACGAUAGAAGGUGCUAAAGGGAGGUUAUUCGGGAAAAGUGAUUCUCUGCAAAUGGAGCUCAAAAGGCUAAAAGAGGAAGCAUUAGACAACGAUGGAACAUUGGAAGUGGAGCAGAGCGGGGAAACCAUAACAAUCAGGUUUCUGGAGUAUGGCUCUCUUGGUAAUCGUAUUAAAGAUGUCAUAGGCCAGGUGAAAGAAAUGAAACUGAUCGCCAGUGACGUCAGCAAAAACGCUGGUGAACAAGAAGUCAUUGCAAGGUGCUUAAAUACCGAAAAAGGAAAACGUGAACUUCGAACUUUGGAAGAGAAACACAGAGUAACCAUUGACGUCAUUCCUUGUAAAGAGAUAAAGGUCAAGGUCAUAGAGGACGUGUCCACAAGUUCUUCAAAGUCUGACGUACAACAGGAACCGGAUGUCGAGCCGCUGGUCGUCGGUCACACUGAGUUAAUUGUAAAGAAAGGGAGUGUGGUCAAGGAACGGGCUUCAACCCUCGUGAAUGUUCUUCCAAAGUCUUCAUUGUGGAAAAAAGCAAAGCUUCCUCGUUCGUUUUCAUCUGCUUCAAGACAAAUAAAAGAGGAAUUUGAAGGAAAGUAUGAUGAUGAAGAAACAGUGGUCGUGACUGGAAAAUCAGGUCACCUGCCCAGUACCUGUCAGUUUGUGUGUAAUAUUGUGCUCAAUGAUUUGGACAGAGGGAGGGAGAGGAACAAGGAACAGGAAUUGCGGGAAGCAAUCAGGGCAUGCCUGGUUCAUUGUGAAUCCAUGCGACAGCCAAGUAUUGCUUUCCCACCAGUAGGAACUGGGAAAAUCCUAAAGUUCCCCGAUAUUUUAGUGGCCAGAGUUAUGCUGGAGGAGUGUAUCGCCUGGUCCAAGAAGACAAACACUCUAAAGAAAAUCUUAUUCGUGAUCUACGACAAAGACGAAUUUCAGGCGUUUGACAGGGAAUUGAAUCGUCAUCGCGAGACUUUGUCGAAGGGGGCGGGAUUUCGUAGAAUGUUCACAAUGUUUCGUUCUGUUCCACGCCUCACAAAACCCACAGAACCUGAACCCAGCUGUGUGAAGUUGGAAGUCGCAUAUGCAUCAGAUCUGCUGAUCUAUGGAGAGAGCAAUGAGGUUCUCAAAGACUCUCACAGGAGAAUAUCCAAAGAACUGGAGGAAUUGUUUCUUGGCAAAGAAAUAAUUGAGCUCAGCAGAGUAGGACAGUUAACCGACAGAGAAAAGAACGAGAUUUAUGAGGCAACAAAGCAGAUGAGUGUGAUACUCAAAAUGAACAAUGAUCACUGUGUGAUAAUGGGUCACAAAGAUGACGUCCAAUCUCUAGCAAACAAAAUACGAACCAUGCUGCUGAGCAGUAUGUCGGAGACAUCGCACGGGUCCCAGAGAAGCGGAAGGCGGUGGAUGGGGCCUCGAUCUCGAAAAGGAACGGAAGACUACUGGAAGGAGGUACUGCGCAACAGCACAACCCCUCUAUACUGGCGAGAAUUCCGCGGGGGACAUGAGAUUCAGCACUUCCUGCAAACGGAAGAGAACCAUUGCCGGGUGAACCCGGUGGAUAAAGAGACAUUUAAAGCCAUCAGCGAGUUGGUGGAGCAAACGUGGACAGGAGACAUGGUGGGAAAAGGAGCAGACGCCAGACACUUGUCUCACCAGCGAAUCAGAAUCAAGAAAAUCGAGAGAGUCGAAAGCAUAGAACUGUUCUCACACUACUCCAACGAGAGGGACGGAAUAAUACGGAAAAUGUUAAGGAGUGGUUUGACCAGUUAUCCUCGGUUGGAUACCAUAACAACAAAAGGAGGCUUGUUGACUACUUUGAAAAUGCCGAAGCUUUUGAACACCAGUCUUUAUCUGGACGUCAAUGAGCAUUAUGCUUUUCACGGUACUAAGUCGUCCUAUGUAGAAAACAUCGUCAGGAAAGGGAUAGAUCCACGCAAGGCAACAGAGAGGCUGCUGUUCGGACAGGGGAUCUAUUGUGCCGAGAGCUCUACGAAGGCUGACCAAUACACAGACGACAAAUCCAAACGCGAGAACACAGACUUAAAGAUUCUGUUGGUGCGGUUGUUGAUUGGAAAUCCGUUUGUCUCAGGGCAGAGUAAAAACUACAAACACCCGCCAUGUUCCACCUGCAAAACCACGGACUGUAUCAAUGCCGAACACGUUAAUUACGACUCCAUCAUCGUCGAAGGUACAUGGAUGUUCCGAGAGUUUGUUGUGUAUGACUCCAACCAUUGCUAUCCGGAAUAUAUAAUCACAUACGAUAGGGUUUAACUACCAGAUACUUAAAUGUGAUUCCUAUGUAACUUAGAAUAAAAUAAUAUUACGUUCAAUGGUUUCUUGUUCAGUAGAUUCUUCCUUGCCUGUGCCGUAGAAAUGUUCCUACAUUUCAUGUCCGGUGUUGUAAUGAAUACAACAUGCACGUUAAAAAGGUGCUUCAUACCAUAUAACAUUUUUUUUACUGUGUUCUUCAAAACGCGACUUAAAGUCCUCAGAUAUAUUAUUAAUUUAUCCUGUUAACUAGUUAAUGUUCCCGCCAUUCUUUGGAAUGUAAAAUUAAUGUAAUGUGUGUAAUGUUUGUUUUUUAGUUUUUUUUUCAAUGUGAUGAUUUGUAUUGAAUUACUGAAAAAUAUUGUGCAUAAAAAUUGUAAAAAUAUGUCAUUGUACAAAAUAUAUCAAUUAAAGACAGUUCAUUAUACGUGUACAUGCACGGGCAAUUAAAUAGUCUGGUUACUACAUGUAGAGUA
Magallana angulata is the source of this 4129-nucleotide messenger RNA. RefSeq lists its product as uncharacterized. The coding region runs from base 543 to 3656 and encodes 1037 amino acids. The record is from RefSeq and is a predicted model, not a curated record. The transcript is spliced from 12 exons. Gene Ontology annotation, molecular function: NAD+ poly-ADP-ribosyltransferase activity. NCBI's taxonomy places the organism in Eukaryota, Metazoa, Mollusca, Bivalvia, Ostreida, Ostreidae.